Molecule: messenger RNA, 2975 nt
Organism: Gigantopelta aegis
Lineage: Eukaryota; Metazoa; Mollusca; Gastropoda; Neomphalida; Peltospiridae
Exons: 3
Coding region: 183-2681 (832 amino acids)
Source: RefSeq, a predicted model, not a curated record
GGCCCACUGUCGGGGAUCAGUCCCAAACCGACAACGCAUCAAGCGAACGCUCUACCACUGGGCUACAUCUCGUGAAGCGCAUAAACCACUCUAGUGGACGUUUCCUGCUCGGUCUGGCUGAACUCAGCCCUGCUGACGUAUACAACGUGCUCCAACAUGGGCGUUACCGCAUACUGUACGCAAUGUACUCGGAAAUGGAUCUUGACGAUAUAGUAUACACCUCCCUCAGGAACGUAUAUCGAAAGCACGGUCAGGAACACAUAGUCAGGUCAUGCAACUUGGAGAGAAAUCUGCCGCUGAAAGAACCGUACUUCCUUAUCAAAAGAGUUCCACGUUUCCGGGUCCGGUCCGAUCUGCACACGAGCAAGAAUCCAUCGUACACGCCACUCGCAAGGCUAGAACCAGCGUCAGUUGACGAUUUGAUAUCUCCAAAACCAAACGGAUGUCGGAAGAUUUUGUUAGAAGGAGAAAUCGGGGUGGGUAAAACUACCCUGUGCUACAAUGUGCUACACAAGUGGGAGAAAUUCCAAUCCAACUCGCCCGACAUUGCAAACAAUCUCAUUAUCUACGUAGACUGCGCCACAUUAGAGCCAUUCAGUUCGGAAUCCUGCCUCGUAACAAACACGCUCGUUGGUUACCUCCAACAGGAAGGAGUUGACGUUUCACGCAAGGACGUAUCUGACUGGUUGGAGAAGAACGGAAAUGACGUGGACGUCAUUUUCGACAACGUCACCGAUUCCCCGCCCAUAAAAGAACGCAUUGUGCGCACGAUCAGCCGUCCGGACAUGCUGUUUUCCAGAGUCACCGUUCUGGCGUCCGUCGGGACCAUGGACAAGGACCUGUUCGACUGCAUGUACUACUGCUACGGGAUAAACCCGGAAUACAGCAACAAGGUUCUUUUCCGACAGCUGAAAAAGGCUUCCGAGAAACCCGAGGAGAAAAUGGUCUGCCUCCACAAGCUGGACUGUCAACAGGAGUUCAACCGCAAUCCCCUGACGCUGUCGGCCGUCAUCUCCUACCUCAACGCCAUCGAAAACGGGGUCUGUCUCAGACACAAGUACGACUUGCUGCGAGGCAUUGUCCGAAUGGCUGUUCCGGUCACGCUGCAACGACGAGCGGAAGCGGACAUCAGCGUCGACAUACAGCACUGCACCGACGUCCUGGCGGAGCAGGCAUUCCUCGGCAUGUCCGAUUGCAAGCAUCACCUGCAGGCGGAGAGAUUUCCAGAGUGGUUUCGCCGACAGCACAUGUGCGAUUUCUGUUUUGUGCACGACAUUCACGGGCCACUGACGACGUCGGUUACGGCGUUUGCGUUCACGUCGAGGUGUUUUCGCGAUUUCUUCGCCGUCCAGCACGCCGUCACGCUACUAAAGACUGACGUGGAGUCCGAGUCGGUGCUGAGGCGAAUAAUGGAAGAGAAGUUCUUUCUCAAUCUUCUCAGUAUGUGCUGUCGUCAGCUGAAGCUCUGCGCAGAAACGGAUCUCCUGCACCGGAUGUUCCGGUCGAUGAUACAGGAAGUUCAAAAGCGAUUCGUCACCAUACAAUCGCCCAGUCACCACAUCACGAAAGGCAUGCUGCGGCAUUUCGGAAAAAUCCUCAACUGCCUGCACGAGGUCGAAUUCGAAGAAGAGUUCUGUGACCAUGUAGCGAAAUCUUUCCCCAACAUUCUAGAAUUUUCCUUCCAUGAUUGUUCAAAACGAACCAUCGAGGACUUCACGGAACUCAUAAUGCACACCAAGAACAAGCAGACGUAUAUCACUAGCGGAAUCGUCCUUCACCUUGACGGUAUGGUCAACGGUCAUUCCGAACCGCUCCGAUUGGCCAAAGCCCUUAAUGUAAUGACGUCACUAACCACGUUGAUGGUAAGCGCCAUAAGCAUAGCAGAGACGAGUUUCCUGGUCGAUUUUCUUUGUGAUAUUUUUAAGGACAACGGCCACAUCAUCAAUCUCACUGUACGGGGCCCGAUGAACAGCGUUUACAACCUGACAGCGGAGAAACACAGACGGGUCCGCUCUGUGUUCCACAAGGGACUGUCCCUCAAGAGUCUGACGGUAGAGAACUUUCAGCAUCAACACAAAGCCGCCUACGUAAUCCGCUGCUGGCCGGCCAUAUUCGAAAAGCUGGAGAUUCAGAAAUGCAAUCUGGAAGCGUCCGCUCCCGACCUCCUCAACAAGAUCCAGCAAUCGGCGAAUCUCGUUCUACUGUCGCUGGACUUCUGCUACAUUCCCCCGUCGAAGCUCCGGUGUGUUCUCCAGGCUCUGGUGGUGUCGUGCAGAUCUUUGCGGGUCUUGCAUCUAAACACGCUGUCCGCCAAGAGAAAAUUCAAUUCCGCCGACAUUAAUACGCAACAUUUCCGGUAUUCCAUGACACCGGAAGUGUGUGAAUGGAUCAAGGCCUUGAUAGAAAGUUCCGAGGUUUUGAACGAGUUGACGCUGUGUCAGAAUGGCCUCGCUGAAAAAGCCGGGGUCAUACUGGACGCUGUUGUUCGCAGCGGUUCGUUACGGUCUCUAGAUCUGACCGGAAACGGGAUCUCCGAUGAUUUGAAGGACAAGGUCAUAGACGUCAUUACCGCACGGAAUGUGAAACGCUUGAUUCUCGGAAGUAACUCUUUUACAGCUGAAGGCAGAAAAGCAAUUAUUGGAGUCUCGAUUGAUCAAGAUGAUCUUCAGUUAAGCUUGUGACCCUGUUUAUGGAAAUGUAGUCGAAAUGAUGCAAUGCUGUGAUACAAGUGUGUUGUUAUGAGACAGAUUGUUGUCGGUUUAAUAGUAUUCUUUAGAAUCACGCCAGAUACUUAACUUGGCAACACUAUGCAGUAGUUGUAUGCUAUUUAGGUUAUACAGCAAGUUCUAGAAAAAUUUGGCGAAUCUAUAGAAAGAAAACAACGAAGCUUGUUAGAAACUGUUUUGUUUAUGUUUUGUGGUUAUCUUAUAUCUGAUUUAUACGGAAUAUUGUUUAUGUAUACAUUGUUUUCCUAA